Molecule: messenger RNA, 966 nt
Organism: Gekko japonicus
Lineage: Eukaryota; Metazoa; Chordata; Lepidosauria; Squamata; Gekkonidae
Product: olfactory receptor 14A16-like
Exons: 1
Coding region: 1-966 (321 amino acids)
Biological process (GO): G protein-coupled receptor signaling pathway
Cellular component (GO): membrane
Molecular function (GO): G protein-coupled receptor activity; olfactory receptor activity
Source: RefSeq, a predicted model, not a curated record
AUGCCCAAUCUUACCUCCACAUCUGAAUUCUUGCUCCUGGAAUUUUCAGAUAUCCAAGAACUACAGAUCUUAUAUUUCUUUGUGUUCUUAGCAGUAUAUGUGACUGCAGUGACUGGUAAUCUUCUCAUUAUCAUUGCUGUAGUGCUUGAUCAUCAUCUGCACACCCCCAUGUACUUCUUCCUCAUGAACCUGGCUGUCCUGGAUCUUGGCAUAGUUUCCAUCAUGGUACCCAAAGCGAUGGCCAAUUCCCUCCUGAACACCAGGUCCAUUUCUUAUUCUGGAUGUGUGGCUCAAGUAUUUUUCUACUUAUUAUUCGCAGGGUCAGAUUUAGCCAUCCUAACAAUAAUGGCACAUGAUCGGUAUGUUGCUAUCUGCAAUCCAUUGCAAUACGAGACAGUUAUGCAUAAUAGAGCCUGCAUUCAGAUGGCUGUAAGUGCAUGGUUUACCGGGAUAAUUUCUGCCACAUUGCACACCACUAGCACUUUUGCCAUUGCUUUCUGCUCCAAUAGGAUCAAUCAAUUUUUCUGUGAAAUUCCACAGUUAUUAAAACUAGCUUGCUCGGAUUUAUAUCUAGUUGAAGUGGGACUUCUUAUAUUUACCUGUAGCUUAGGUGGAGGAUGUUUUGUCUACAUCAUUAUAACUUACAUAAAGAUUUUUGCAGCAGUACUCAGGAUGCCUUCUGUGCAUGGGCAGAAAAAAGCGCUCUCCACUUGCAUUCCUCACCUUACUGUGGUGUCUCUGCUUGUAUUUAGUGGGAUCUUUGCCUAUGCAAGGCCUCCUGGUAACACUUCUUCUGAGCUGAAUGUAAUUUAUGCUAUGAUUUAUGCUGUAUUAUCUCCUUUGCUGAAUCCAUUCAUCUAUGGCAUGAGAAACAAAGAAAUCAAGGCUGCAUUGUUUAAACUUACUGAAUUUGGACAUUUUCCGAAAACCAGCUCCAGCAAAAUUCAUCUAGUAAAAUGGGGCUGA